CCACCACCAACACUUUCUCACUCCUCCCUCUCUCUCUCUCUAGAAUUUUCUCCUAGGGUUCAAAAUUUCACCCCCCCACACACACACACACACCCGGGUUUUCUCUCUCUCGACUCAAAACUCAAUUCCCUCCAUCUCACAAUGGGUUCGCUCCCCGAUCCAGGCGAGUUGACUCACCCUCCGCCGCCGCCGCCGAGUUUCGACGAUUUCCAGCGCCAAACCUCGCUGAUGACGAGCUGCACCCUCCUCUGGAAGGAACUCUCCGACCACUUCUCCUCCCUGGAGCAGGACAUCAUAAAAAAAUCCGACGAUCUCAAGGCCAAGCUCCAAGCCUUGAACAACGAGACUCAGCAGUCUCUGCAAGCCCUAGAAACUCGCGAGUCGUCCAUCUCGAAAUCCAUGGCGAUCGUCUUCGACAACCUCGAGAAGACGGCGAAAAUGUCCGUCUCGUUCUCCGUUCCGUCCGCCGCCGCCGACGACGCUCAAAUUGAGGAGCCGGAGGUCGACGACACCGAAGGCCUGUUGAUGAAAUUGAGAAGCUUCUGCCACAAAAUGGCGGCCAAGCAGUUCUGGGUGUUCGUCACCUCCAGGAAGAAGGAAAUCGAGCUUUUCAGAUCGGAAUUGCCCAAAGCCCUCUCCGAUUGCGUCGAUCCGCCGAGAUUUGUCCUCGAAGCCAUCUCGGAGGUUUUUCCGGUGGCGGCGGCGGGGAACAGCAGCAGUGCUAGUAACAGCUACGAUUUGGGGUGGGCGUGCGUGUUGUUGUUGGAGUCUCUGAUUCCGGUGAUGGUGGAUCCCGUGUUGGGGAAGGAGAGGAUGCUCGUAACCCCGACUAUUAAAGGGAAGGCGGUCGAGAUAGCCGAGGCGUGGAAGAAGAGCUUGGAGGAGAGGGGCGGGAUCGAAAACGUCAAGACGCCCGAUGUGCACACUUUCUUGCAGCAUUUGGUGACUUUCGGAAUUGUUAAGGAUGAUGAUGUUGAUUUGUAUAGGAAGCUUGUUGUCGCCUCGGCGUGGAGGAAGCAGAUGCCUAAACUUGCUGUUUCUCUUGGCCUUGCAGAUAAGAUGCCCGAUAUGAUUAAAGAAUUAAUUGGAAGGGGACAACAGGUAGAUGCUGUACAUUUUACAUAUGAAGUUGGCCUUGCCGACAGAUUCCCCCCUGUCCCGAUGCUCAAGGCUUUCCUUAAAGAUGCUAAGAAGGCAGCUACAUCGAUUAUGGAGGAUCCAAACAAUUCAGGCCGUGCUGCGCACAUGGCUGCCAAGAAAGAGCAAUCAGCAAUCCGAGCAGUUCUAAGAUGCAUCGAGGAAUACAAACUCGAAAACGACUUCCCCUCCGACAACCUCAAGAAACGCCUCUCCGAGCUAGAGAAGGUCAAGAUCGAGAAGAAGAAGCCCGCAAGCCCAGCUGCCAAACGAACAAGAGCAAGCAACGGUGGGCCAAUGCCCCCAGCCAAGGCCGGCCGUUCAACAAACGCCUACGUCUCGUCUUUCCCUUCCCCACCAACCUACAUGAGGUCACCUUCUCACACACAGUACCCCUCUGCAGUAGCCUACCCUGCAAUGCCCGCAGUUUAUGCCCACGGCAGCAGGAGCCCUUCUUACGUGUACUCACCGGAGGCCCACCCUGCUUCUCCGGCUAUCGUCGGAGCUUACCCUGUUUCCCCGGUGAACUUUCCGGCAGCGUACGGUGGAUACAGUAAUGGGAUGGCACCUGCUUACCAGCAAGCUUACUACUGAAUAGAGACUGCGAUGACGACGACUCUCGGGGGGGAAGGUGACUACUACUGAUAUAUUAUCAUAUGACAAGAAAAAUCGAAAAAAAAUGUCGUUUCUUUUUAAUGGGUCUGUAAUCACUAACCUUUAAUGGUGUUAGCCUCUUUUUUAUCUGUGUGUUAAUCCUUUUUAUUUAAUUACUGACCUUUUGACGAAAGGGGCAGGAUGUAUUUUCUGAUUGUUGAAAACUUGUAGUUGUACUUAGGUUGUUGUGAAAAGUUUAUUACAAAUGAACGCUCUCUACUAA
This is a messenger RNA of Erythranthe guttata (spotted monkey flower), 2014 nucleotides long. RefSeq names its product FRIGIDA-like protein 4a. Lineage: Eukaryota; Viridiplantae; Streptophyta; Magnoliopsida; Lamiales; Phrymaceae. The record is from RefSeq and is a predicted model, not a curated record.